AUGGCCGCAUCGCAUCACGACUUUGCUGACUCCGAGUCGGCUGCGUUUCUUGCCGAGGAGGGCGGUGUCAAGCGCGAGGAGAGGCCACCGCAGACCAGACAGGACACCUGGACGGGCGGUUGGCACUACGUUCCGUAUGCGUCGCUGGCCGUCAACGUCCUUCUGUCGCUCUUUAUUCUCUUCGCGUCGUCAAAGGCCACGACCGCCGGGCCUGUGACGGCCAUUCUGCCCUCGCAGGCCAUGUUUGGAGACAUCCCCACCAAAAAGGUCGUCUUCCAGCCGGACGCCAGCUUCGACGUCGAUCCGUUUGGCCCCGACGAGAUUGACAGCCCCUGGUACGCUCUGGCGCCGCCCGGCAAAGGCCACAUUGCGAUUGCCGAUCCCGCCGCCUGGGCUCUCGCCGGUGGCUUCCCGCUGUCGGGCGAUGAUCUCGCCACCACCACCACCACCACCACCACCACGACGUCCCCGCCGCCCGCCGAAGAGUACACCGUCGCCCUCUACCACCAGCUGCACUGCCUCGCCGCCCUCAAGUCCAAAAUGGUCCGCCUGCAGGCCUGGUACGCCAACGCCUCCGACAACGAGUACCUCCGCUUCGCCCUCGGCGAGGACCAGGUCGCCGACCGCCACAUGGACCACUGCUUCGACUACCUGCGGCAGACGCUCCUCUGCCACGGCGACACCACGCUCGAGGGCGCGCGGCGCGUGCGCACCGCCACCGGCCACGAGACGACCGUGCGCGGCGUCGACGGCUGGGGCGUCGUGCACGCCUGCCGGGACAGGGAACGCAUCUAUGCGUUUGCCGAUGCACACCGGAGCCGCAACGACACGGGGAUUGAGUAG
Messenger RNA from Sporothrix brasiliensis 5110, 843 nucleotides. RefSeq lists its product as uncharacterized. The record is from RefSeq and is a predicted model, not a curated record. Lineage: Eukaryota; Fungi; Ascomycota; Sordariomycetes; Ophiostomatales; Ophiostomataceae. The transcript has 3 exons. The coding region runs from base 1 to 843 and encodes 280 amino acids. Gene Ontology annotation, biological process: mycotoxin biosynthetic process.